AUGGACACCUUGGAAGCAAAAGUUGUCAUUCUUGGAAGUACAGGUGUUGGAAAAACAUCAGUAGCUGUUAGAUAUACCCAAAAUACGUUUUCCCCCAAUGGUACCUCAACAAUCGGAGCUUCAUUCAUGACAAAGAAAUUGCAAUGCAGUGUAAGGUUACAAAUAUGGGAUACGGCUGGACAAGAACGUUUUAGAGCAAUGGCGCCUAUGUAUUAUCGAGGAGCAUCAGCCGCCAUUUUAGUAUAUGAUAUUACAUCUGAGGAAAGUUUCAAGGAAAUGGUUUCAUGGAUGGAAGAGUUGAACAAGAACAUGACGGAUGAUUUAGUGAUCCAUGUUGUUGGAAAUAAGCUUGAUUUAGAAUCAAAACGUGAAGUCUCGUUUAUGAAGGUAUUGGAUUACUGUGACCAGCUUUCUCAUGGUGUCAGCGGUAUUAAUGAAGUGUCUGCCAAACACAACAUUGGCAUCGAGGAAAUCUUUUUGGAUAUUACACAAACUCUAGUCGGAAGAAAGUACAAUCUGAAUCUCGACAGAACAACCACCACUGAUAUCCACAGUGAAAACGUUCAAUAUGAAAAGUCUGGCUGCUGCUAA
Mucor mucedo is the source of this 591-nucleotide messenger RNA. RefSeq names its product ras-like GTP-binding protein RYL2. The transcript has 6 exons. The record is from RefSeq and is a predicted model, not a curated record. The coding region runs from base 1 to 591 and encodes 196 amino acids. Gene Ontology annotation, molecular function: GTPase activity; GTP binding. Lineage: Eukaryota; Fungi; Mucoromycota; Mucoromycetes; Mucorales; Mucoraceae.